GUCGCCACCACCCCACACAUAAAACAUGCACAUUCUAUGUUCCCGUAUAAAUAAUAUUUAUCAACAAAACUUAUUUGUCCAAAAAAACAAGAAAAAUGAAGAUCUUCAGCUGGGUUCAUCGUCAAUUUCUUCGUAAAGAUGCAUAUAAGAAGGAUGAUAAUAUUAAUAAUGACAAGGUAGCAUUGCUUGAAAAUGAAGGUUUUGCCGGUGCAUGCAACGGCUGGAACGAUGGUUUACUCGCCAUUGGCACAUUUGGGGUCGAUCUGUAUCAAGAUUUUAAGCACAAAGAAGAUACAUUUAUGAGUAAUAAAGUGAUAUUCGUAGAUGUUAAUGGUGAUGAUCAUGAUCAUGAUCAUGAUCAUGAUCAUGAUGAAGAAAUGGAAAGUCCUUUGGUGCCAAAAGCUUCUAAACAUGGGGUUGAUCAUGUUGAGAAACAUAGUCUUUCACCAUGUGUUGAAGUUGCUAAAAAUAAAAAUCAUCAAGAAGAUGAUGUUGUUGUGAAAGAUUUAACUAAGGGUAAGAAGGGCGGAGAGCGAAUAACUCUUGCUGACUUGCUUCGGGUGGAUUCUGAAGAUAACUUACUCAAGAAUGACGAGUUAGCCGAUGAUCCUAAGAUCAAUGUUGGUAACAAUAAUGCUAACAAGAUUGGUAAUACUAGCACCGGAUCCAUUAAGAGUUUCUUGGUCUCAAAGGCAAAGAAGAAGCCUGGAAAAGAUGAUUCAGCUCAACCGAUCAAGAAAACAAAACAAUUUAUGAGAAAGAUGUUGAGGAAGAAGAUCCAUCCAACUAUUGGGAUUCAAAAGAUGGACGUUGGUCAUGCGCAUGCUACCUCAUGAAUGGGUCUUCAAAACUCAAGUUUGUCCACAAUGGGCGCAAUCGAGGAGUACGUGUAUUUUGCAGUUAUCUUUCAGUUAUUAUUUGCUGUUUCUGUAAUCUGUUGACCGUGUGUUUCAUUGGUUGCACUUUGUAAGUUGUGUUACGCCAUGUUAUUAACUUCUCGAUUUUUGUUAGUUUUGCUCGAUGGAACAAGCCUUUGGAUUA
This is a messenger RNA of Helianthus annuus (common sunflower), 1041 nucleotides long. RefSeq lists its product as uncharacterized. The record is from RefSeq and is a predicted model, not a curated record. The coding region runs from base 96 to 836 and encodes 246 amino acids. Gene Ontology annotation, biological process: morphogenesis of a branching structure. NCBI's taxonomy places the organism in Eukaryota, Viridiplantae, Streptophyta, Magnoliopsida, Asterales, Asteraceae. The transcript is spliced from 4 exons.